AUGAGGGCGUUUAGGGGCCGCACAGGGCCAGAAGCCCGGGGCGGACCGCUCCUUCCUCCCUCCAGUUACAAUAACAACAGAUUCCCGUUUUUUAUAAUGAACAUGGACAACAUGGAUGAGUCUGGGAAAAAUGCCAAGAAAUCAGAUUCAGCUUAUUCAAAUAGUUGUAGCAACAGUCAAUCUAGACGCAGUUCCAAAUCAACUCAUUCCGGAAGUCAUUCGAGUGGAAGUAGUGGUUAUGGAGGGAAGCCGUCUACUCCAGGAUACAGCACUAUACACCCGCCCGAAAAAAGAAUAAAAGAGAAUGAUUUGAAAACUAAGAACCAAACGAAGUCGGAUGUAUCACCAGAGGCGCAAAAUGACGGUGAGAUCCUACCAGUGUCGACUGGGAUUUCUGAAUCGCCGAAAGAAGAUCCUGGGAAUGCUAACGUCGUGCCAGCGCCGACACUUGUGCAACCCAAAACGGAACCAGAGAGCAUGGAUAUCGGCACCUCAGAGAGCUCAAGUACAAAGGACGAUUUUUUCGGGCCGAAUGAAGUGCACAAGGCUAAUGCCUCGUUGAAUUACGUCACCGGCCGACCACGGUCCACUUGUGCUGCUGGAUUUUCGUGUGUAAUAUCUCUGGAAGAUGGAGUGGUUAUGUAUACGACCGCAUCACUAACUACAACGCUCGGUUUCCCGAAAGACAUGUGGCUUGGCAGAUCAUUUAUAGAUUUCGUCCAUCCGAGGGAUCGCAACGAGCUCGCCUCGCAGAUAACAGACGGCUUAGCCUUACAAAAAAAUACAAAUGGUACGAUACAGAAAGCUCAAACACCUGAGGAAUCGUCAAUGGUGUGCCGAAUUCGCCGUUACAGGGACCUUUCCGUCGGGUUCGGCGUAAAGGGCACCGUCGUGACUUUUGUCCCUUUCCUAUUGAAAUUGUCGUUUAAAUGCGUGAACAGCCAAGACGGACAGGCGACAUAUCUAAUCAUAAAGGCCACACCGUUUUUCUCUGCGUUCAGAACUGCCAACGAACUUAUACCGCAACCUGUGCCAUUCAUCAUUCGACACACCGCUACCGGCAAUCUGGAAUACCUGGAUAUCGAGUCCGUGACGUAUCUUGGCUAUUUGCCGCAGGACGUUAUGAAUAAAGACACAUUGCUUUUAUACCAUCCGGACGAUCUGGCUUACUUAAAGGAGGUGUACGAGACCAUAGUUAAAGAGGGGUCAGCACCAAGAUCUAAGAUAUACAGGAUGAUGACACAAAAUGGUGAUUACUUGAAACUGGAGUCUGAAUGGACUUCUUUUAUUAACCCAUGGUCCAAGAAACUGGAGUUCGUCAUUGGGAAGCAUCAUGUAAUUGAGGGUCCCGAAAACCCCGACGUAUUCCAGUCUCCUAUGCAGAAUAAGAGUUCAAAGUUUACCCAAGAAGAGAAAGUAAAGGCAAAAUCCCAAAGAGAGAGCAUCGUCAAGAUUUUGAAAGAGGUACUUACUAAACCCGCCGAGGCAGCAAAGCGGCAAACGAACAUGAGAUGUAAAGACUUGGUGUCAAUUAUGGAGACUCUUUUAGAAGACCAACCAAAGGCGGACGAGGAAAUGCGAGUGAUCAACCAGGCUCCCGACAACAGUCAUUGCUGUCGCGGGGGCGCAUUAGUUAGCAAGAAGUCGGUGUUGCAGGAACGCGAUUCGGUGAUGCUUGGAGGUAUAUCACCCCACCACGACUAUAACGAUGGUAAAUCCAGCACGGAGACGCCAGUCAGCUACAACCAGCUGAACUACAACGUUACCCUUCAGAGGUAUUUCGAAAGUCACCCGUUUUACUCCUAUGAGGAUUACAAUACUGCGACUGGUGAAAAUAUCUUUGGCAUGAGUAAUCCCACGUCUAAUGCUGGGGACCCUCCCCCCCCCCCCCCCCCCCCUCCCCCCCCCCCCCCCCCCCCCCCCCCUAUCCCCCAC
Messenger RNA from Iphiclides podalirius (scarce swallowtail), 1935 nucleotides. The record is from the annotation of a GenBank genome assembly. NCBI's taxonomy places the organism in Eukaryota, Metazoa, Arthropoda, Insecta, Lepidoptera, Papilionidae.